Messenger RNA from Quercus lobata, 588 nucleotides. RefSeq names its product agamous-like MADS-box protein AGL80. The record is from RefSeq and is a predicted model, not a curated record. The transcript has 2 exons. Gene Ontology annotation, biological process: positive regulation of transcription by RNA polymerase II. NCBI's taxonomy places the organism in Eukaryota, Viridiplantae, Streptophyta, Magnoliopsida, Fagales, Fagaceae. Gene Ontology annotation, molecular function: RNA polymerase II cis-regulatory region sequence-specific DNA binding; DNA-binding transcription factor activity, RNA polymerase II-specific; protein dimerization activity. Bases 1 to 588 code for a protein of 195 amino acids.
AUGACAAGGAAGAAGGUCAAACUUAUGUGGAUUGUGAAUGAUAGUGCUAGGAAAGCCAGUUUCAAAAAAAGGAGGGUGGGAUUAUUGAAAAAAGUGAGUGAGCUGACCACCUUGUGUGGUGUGAAUGCUUUUGUCGUCAUCUAUGGCCCUGACAAUGAGGAGCCAGCAGCUUGGCCCUCCCGCCAGGUGGUGCAACAACUGCUGACAAGGUUCCAGAGCGUGCCAGAAAUGGAGAGGCACAAGAAAAUGAUGAACCAAGAGACUUAUCUCCGUGAGAGGGCAACCAAAACGCAAGAACAGCUGCGGAAACAACAGAGGAAGAACAAAGAAAUGGAGAUGGGUCAUCUCAUGCACCAAGUAGAUCAAGGUAAGGGAUUGGCAGAACUUGAACUGUGUGAAAUGACAGGUUUGGCGUGGAUGCUGGAGGAGAAGAUCAAGGAGAACAGGAAAAGGAUGGAUUAUUUCCAGCAGGUUUCAGGUUCUAUGCCUCCUCCACCUCCUGAUUCGGAUGACAUAGGCCGAGCAGGAGGCAGUACAGGUGCUGAUCAGGGUAGGGCUCCCACAGAGUCUUACAUCUGCUGCCAGUAA